Dromaius novaehollandiae (emu) is the source of this 6899-nucleotide messenger RNA. RefSeq names its product F-box protein 10 (gene FBXO10). The record is from RefSeq and is a predicted model, not a curated record. The transcript has 15 exons. Gene Ontology annotation, molecular function: protein binding. The coding region runs from base 2933 to 5812 and encodes 959 amino acids. Lineage: Eukaryota; Metazoa; Chordata; Aves; Casuariiformes; Dromaiidae. Gene Ontology annotation, biological process: ubiquitin-dependent protein catabolic process; regulation of apoptotic process.
GGAGCGGUCUGGGCGCGGGCGCGGUUGGGGCGGAUGCACGGGGUGGGGCCGGCGGGGCGGGGUGGACUAGCGCAAGCGGUGAGGUAGACGAGUAGUGUGCACUUACUUCGGACCAAUGCAGAGACUUUAGUGUGACAAAUACUUUGAAAUGUUGAGCAAAACACUGAUUUCCCAUACUUUUUAUUCAGCUUCAACCUGAAUUAAGGCAGAAGGUAAAUGCGUAAGUGCUGAGCUUCUGCCUUAUCUAAUGAAUACUGCACUGUUUUUCACUAACAGGUUUGAAACCACCUUAUAAAGGACGCAUUGUUAACCUUCUUUGGAGAAGCUUAGGCACUGUGGGAUGAUGUCAUCUUGAGGUCCAGAGGCAGGACUAAGAAUUUGAUCCCUACUUCUUGAUCAUCCAGGUUAUUGCCCCCAGCUAGCAUAUUUAGCUGGGCAGCACUUAAGUUAGAAAGGAGAGUAACUCUGUGUUUGUCUCCCGGGACCAAGAGAGAAACAGAAGAGAGUUGUUUCAGAAAGGUGCUGGUGGGGGGAAGAUCCAAAAUUUCAGAACUAGAAAUGAAAAAUGAGAUCAUAGAUCAGUCUUAAAGUGCUGAGCUGUUGAACUGCCUCUGUGACUCAUCAUAUCCAGGUGUUUCAGAGCCUGAUGCUCAACCCUCUUCCUAUGCCACUUUCCUUUCCACAGCUGAUCGACUUCUAGUCCGACACUGCUGCCUUCCUCAGACCCUGGCAAGCUAAGGAACAAAGAUGCUGCAAAGUGUCAUGAUUCAACUCAUGAUGAUGAUGAUGGAGAAUUUCCAGCUUGCCUAGAAACUGAGUUCCCUGACUGUAGGCUAUUGUUUUCUCUCUAGUUCUCAGAUGAAAAAUAACUUGAGUUCUAUGUCCAUCUUGGGGUUUUGUGUCCCCCUCCCAGGGGUUUCUCAGGAAGUUUGUAAUGGCAAAAAGGCCACGGUUCUGCUACUCCCCCUGCUCAGAUACUGUGAGAAUCAUCUGCAGAAGAGCCUGUGCCAAGGCUUUCGAUUGAUGAAGCUCUUUCUGUUCUUUUCAGAGAGGUGAUGCUGAACUUGUUUCUCCAGAGCUGGGAGAACGCCCUGUGGAUGAUCACAUAUAUAACACAGUACAAAAGCACUUUAUAUCUUUGCUUUCUUUUCGUUUGCGUUGUAAUGAUGCCUUCAGCCUCUCUGAGCAAGUCUUAGAGGCUUGUACCAACAUCUGACACAGUAAAUCUCUGGUUCAACCAGGCAUGCAUCCAUCUUUGCUGGAAAUUUCCAUUCAAGUGGCUCUGGUGCCCUCCUGUGUAUCCUUGCUACAGCCAGCUCCCUGGCCUACAGCUUACACCUUCACAGGGGCAGAUACUCUUGGGUGAAAGCUGCCAAGGUAAAAAGCUGCCUAGUAAACAGCACUUACGUCAGUAGACUAGAAAUUAGGGAGUGCUGGGAACCCCUUCUGAAGUGCGGUUUAGAAAAAACAAGUCAUCCAGAAGAAUAAAGAUUCUUAGAUUGUUGAAAUCAUUUCUUGAGACUUUGAAAAAGUUCUGGCUCUCCCAGCAGAGGAUAGAGGUUGACAAACUGGAGAGAAUUCAUUACAAGGUUACUAAGAUGGUGAAGAUGUUGGAGCUCAUGACAUAUAAGGACAGGCUGAGAGAGCUGAACUUGAUCAAUCUGGAAGAGAGAAGAUGAAGGGACCUAACUGCAGUUAUCCACUACUUAAAGGGGGUUUCCACAGAAGGCAAAGCCAUGGUCUUCUCAGAGGUGCACAGUAAGAGGAGAAGCAGCAACAGUGCAGCAAGAGAAGUUCCCAGUAAACAUGCUUCCCCAGGAGAGUGGUCCAGCCCUGGGACCAGGCCUAGAGCAGUAGGGGGAUCUCCAUCCUUGGACGUAUUCAACUUUCACCUGAAGGCUUUGAGCAAACUGAGGUAGCAUUGGACUGAGCCCUACUUGGAGCAGAGGAUUGGACUGAAGACCUCCUGAGGUCUCUCCCUGCCAAAGUCUUGCCAUGUUUAUGCAUGUAGUUUAGGCAAGUUUAUUGUGGGGUUGUGUAACACAAGCUUUCAGCCCUUGUAGCAGGAGUGAGUUAACCUGUUCAUUUUAAAUUGUGAUUGUGUGUCUCCUUUUGGUGAAUGCUUAGGUGUAAAGAAAACACAGCUUCUCUGCCCCGUGUAUGUCUCAACAUCCGCUGUAUAUAAAGGUGGCUGAAUGAAUGUCCUGCAACACUGUUCAGUGCCUCUUCCUUCUCAUGCCAUUUGAGUCCUAAUUCUCAGGGCUGACCAAGAUGUACAUGAGCUGGAUCAUCAGUGAGAAGAGGAAUUGCUUAAUCCUGCUUUUGUGCUGCUCAUCUCCACACAGGGUGUGUCUGCGGCAGGAGGAGGCUCCCAGCAUGGAUGCCCAGUCCUGGACGGUCGCUUAGAGUGCACAGCUAGUGUUAUGUGCUAGACCGUAGCUGAGGGCUCCGACCGGGGCCUGGAGCCGUGCUGGAGCUAGGCCCUUUCUGCGCCCAUGGAGUUACCACCUCGGACUCGCACGGAGCUGUAACACAACGCUGAAGCUUGACUGGGGGAGCGGAUGGGCAGCCGGCCAGGGGCGACAUCCGACGUCGGGCUCCCUCCUGCCGGCGGCUCCGCAUGCCGCUCCAGCAAAGCAGUAAAAUCUGGACACAGGAUGUCAUUUCAGAGUGCAGCACUAGAGACAGAUGAGAGAGACCACAUGGAGACCACUUCACCUGCCCAGUGAGCCAUUCUGCAUGGAUUGAGCCUUUGGCUCAGAUACCUGUAUUGUAAAGUGGCCGUCAGGAACGUCAUGGGAUGGCAAAAGACACUGGAAGACACAGCUUUGUGCAAAGAGGGCAACUCUUCCUUCUCCAAGAGGUAUGCUGAACAUGAAGACAUGAUAAUUCGGGUCUGUUUCUGUACAGCUGUGUCCCCUGAAAGUAGGUGAUGAUGGAGAUCAGUGACCUCCCGGAGGAGCUGUGGCAGCUCAUUUUAUCCUACUUACAUCUCGCUGACCUGGGCCGCUGCAGCUUGGUGUGCAGGGCAUGGUAUGAACUUAUUCUCAGCCUGGACAAAACACGCUGGCGACAGCUGUGCCUGGGCUGCAUUGAGUACAGACACCCAAACUGGCCCAACCAGCCUGAUGUGGAGCCACAGUCCUGGAGAGAAACAUUCAAACAGCAUUACCUUGCCUCUAAAACCUGGACCAAAAACACCCAGGACUUGGAGUCCUCCAACUGCUUCUAUUUGUUCCGAAGGAGGAAGGAUCGACGUCUGCUCUGUGUUGGCACAGGAUGUGAGUUUGACAGCCUCAGAGCUGCCCUGGCCACUGCCAGCCCCUAUGACCGCAUCAUGCUGCUGCCUGGCAUGUAUGAGGAGCACAGUGAGGUGGUGCUCAAGGUGCCUGUGGAGAUUGUGGGGCAGGGAAAGCUGGGGGAUGUGGUGCUGUUGGUGAGCUUUGACCAGCACUGCCCUACUACUCGCCUUUGCAAUGUGGUCUUCAUGCCAGCCCGGUUCACUCCUGUGCUCUACAAGACAACUUCAGGCUAUGUCCAGUUUGACAACUGCAACUUUGAAAAUGGGCAGCUGCAGAUCCAUGCACCAGGGACAUGCCAGGUGAAAUUCUGCACCUUCAGCCAAUCCAGCAUCCAUUUUCACAGUGUGGCCCUGUGCAUCCUGGAGAACUGUGAGUUCACUGGGAGUGAAAAUGCCUCAGUAACUGUGGAGGGCUGCCCAACCUCUGACUGGAACUGGGCCUGCAAACACCUGAGCAGGCUGGCCAAGUCUUACCCAGUUGCCGUACAGGUGUCAGACCCAGCCUUUUGCACCAUGACCAGGCAGGAACGCUGGAGGAACUCACUAGUGGGCACAAUGAAAACACAUGAGAUUGGUGCAGGGGAGGAACGAAAUAACCUCCUUUGUGCUCAAGCCAUGUUUGACUCAGCCAGCAAGCAUUCUGAAUUCACAGAGAGUCUUCGGGCAGCAAAGGAGAAGGAAUACCCAACCCUUGACUCAAACUCUAGUGACAGUGACUUAUGCAGUGAAGAUGAAGAGGGUGAUCAGGCUGUGUACAAAUUACCAUACAAAGCCCACAGUCUGAGACACAUGCUCACCAACGUUAUGCACAGCAGGCUUCAAAGCAACAGGCUGCGCGGCCCACAUAGAGACCUCAAGCUCAAAUCUCUGCAGCAGGAGCUGCAGCAGGACAAGGAGGCCCAAUCUUUGGCCAACUCUCUGCUAGGCUGCAUCAUCCGGCAGUGCCUUUUCAGAAAUGGGAAAGGAGGAAUCUUCAUUUAUUCACGAGGGCAAGCAAAACUGGAAGGAAGCAUCUUCAGGGACCUGACCUACGCUGUGCGGUGCAUACAAAACAGUAAGGUUAUCAUGCUGAAGAACGACAUCCACCAUUGCAAAGCAUCAGGGAUAUUUCUACGCCUGUCAGCAGGAGGCCUGAUUGCAAAUAACAACAUCCAUUCAAACUGUGAGGCAGGAGUGGACAUUCGGAAGGGAGCCAAUCCUCUCGUUCUGUGCAAUAAGAUACACAGUGGCCUUCGCUCAGGCAUUGUUGUCGUUGGCAACGGGAAAGGCAUCAUCCGUAGCAAUCAGAUCUAUGGGAAUAAAGAAGCUGGCAUUUAUAUUCUGUAUAAUGGAAACCCUGCUGUGAGUGGGAACUAUAUUUUCCAGGGACUGGCUGCUGGAAUAGCAGUGAAUGAGAAUGGAAGAGGUCAAAUCACAGAGAACAUCAUCUGUGAGAACCAGUGGGGUGGAGCAGACAUCCGUCGUGGGGCCGACCCUGUCCUCAAGAACAACUUGAUAUCUUGUGGCUAUUCAGAUGGCGUGGUGGUGGGCGAGUGCGGGAAGGGUCUCAUUGAAGGAAACACCAUUUGUGGGAACAAAGGCUGUGGUGUGUGGAUGAUGUCCUCCAGCCUGCCUCAUGUCACCAACAACCAGAUCAGCCACAACAGCAUCUAUGGGGUUGCAGUGUUGUGCCACAAAGAUGAUGCCAGUGACUACGCUGCCAACCAAGGAGGCAGUGGGAAUUUCCAUGAGGAGAGAGAGGGUGCCAGCUGGGAGAAUGACCUGGACAGUGAGGAGGAGUACCUAGCCUCCCGACAUCCCAUCACUGUGGCACUGGUGGAGUUGAACAGCAUCAAUCAGAAUGGAGCUGCUGGGUUGUACGUCAAGAGCAGCGAAGCGCUCAAUAUCAUUGCCAAUGUAAUUCAUGCCAACCGUAACAAUGGGGUUGCAGUCCUACAGAGCACGCAGCUCACAUGCAUUGCAAACAACAGCAUCUCCUGCAACAGCCUGGGAGGUGUGCUGGUCGAGGCAGAGUGCCAGGUGGAGUUACGUGGCAAUGGCAUCUAUGACAACAGCAGCCAUGGCAUUGUCUCCAAGGGAAACGGCAUCAUUGUUGAGAACGACAUCAUAGGCAACCACAGGUGUGGCCUCCAGCUGCUCCAGGCAGCAGAUAUGAAGGUUAUUUUUCAGGUGACCAAGAACAGGAUCCAGUCCUUUCGGGAUUACGGGAUUGUUCUCUUUGACCAAGUGAAAGGCCUGGUUCAGGAAAAUCUAAUUUUCCAAGGAAGGUCCAAGAAAUCCAUUUUGCAACCAAUAUCGAAUACAGAGGAUUGUAUCGUCCAGAACAACAUCCUUCUCACCUUGAAGAAAAGGUUUGAUGUGGAGUGUAUGCUUAUGAACCCCUCAGCACGACCUCACAUCGAAGGAACUGCCCAUGGGUCCUCCAUGGCAAGGGGCAGUCAGAUUUCCAAAGUAACCAGGGUGGACAAAGGCUGCCACAACCAAGGAAGUAUCUUCUGUGCUAUUCUUUGACCAGGCAGGAAAGUUUCUUCAUUUGUCUCUUAGCUUCCUUUUUCUUUGGAGAUGUCACUGGGAAGAUCUCAUGGUUUAGGAGGGGGGGACUCCACUGGACUGUAUUUCCUUUUUGAAUCAGAGAUUUUACAAUGUCAGUGGCGCAUCACUAAAUAAAAAAUGGCUGGGAGAACAGGCACUAGUUUCUUCCUCUUUGCCCACUGAGAUCUUUGUUGAAGCAAUUUACAUGCAAAAGAAGUUCUUUGGAUGGAAAACACUAAUAGCAGGGCCAGCAAUCAGCCUUGUCCAGCCUCCCCAAAAGAAGCUCAGAGCACACGUUUCUCUUCCUGCAUGGACUGCAACUUUAGUUAUUUAGGAAUAUCUUGCUUUGAAGCUGCUUUGUCAGUGACACGUUUGCAUUUAUGGCAGAAGAGUCUCAGAGGGAGAAAACAUGUCCUGUGUAUUCUAGUUCAUUUCCAUGUUGUAGAGAACCGGUUCUCUACAUGCGGUUUUGUCUCGACAUUGCUGCUGCUGCUGCAAAGCUGCUGCUGCCAAGGCGCGUCGGGCAAUGCCGCGCCAGCGCCCCCGGGAGCCGUCCAUGAGGUAAACAACCUCGUGCACCUGCACGGGGUGAAAAGGGCGCGAAAAGGGCAGAAGGUCGUCUCUAGGGCACAAACCACAGGUACUCAUUUGCCAUCUGCGCAUGAGCCGGAGACCCCCAGAUGCCCCAGCCCAUUUCUGGAAGGUUCCGAGAGGGCGGACUGCGCAUGACAGUUAAUCUGCAUGGGAAGUGAGGAAGCACCUGCCAGAGGUGGGGCAAGAACCUAUAAAAACUGCAGACUGAGUGAAUGGGGGGGGGUGUCUUGCUUGCGAGACAACUGAAGAACUCGAGCGGAGUCAGCGGAACCAGACGGGAGCUUUCCCCCCUCUGCGCCCCCCGCCCCCCCCCCCCCCACACACACUGCUGAGACUCCCAAAGGAAAAGGACCAACAGGACAACGCUGGAUCCACGGGUGGUGAUAUCUUUUCUUUCGCGCUCUCUCUCUCUCCCCUCUCUCUUUCCCUCUCCUUUGUUGAAUACCUUUGUGUUAAUAAAUCUUAAACUGUU